This is a messenger RNA of Piliocolobus tephrosceles (Ugandan red Colobus), 692 nucleotides long. Its product is annotated as vacuolar fusion protein CCZ1 homolog B. The coding region runs from base 102 to 677 and encodes 191 amino acids. Gene Ontology annotation, cellular component: intracellular membrane-bounded organelle; Mon1-Ccz1 complex. The transcript is spliced from 6 exons. Gene Ontology annotation, biological process: vesicle-mediated transport. The record is from RefSeq and is a predicted model, not a curated record. Lineage: Eukaryota; Metazoa; Chordata; Mammalia; Primates; Cercopithecidae.
UCCGGGGCGGAGGCGAGGGAGGCGGAAGUGUGGUGUCCUGGCAGGUGGCUGUUGUCUGUGGGCCGUCCGUGGGAGGCUCCCGAGGUGGGGGCCGGGUCGUCAUGGCUGCAGCGGCGGCCGGGGCCGGGAGCGGGCCCUGGGCUGCCCAGGAGAAGCAGUUCCCGCCCGCGCUGCUGAGUUUUUUCAUCUACAACCCGCGCUUCGGGCCACGCGAAGGAGAGGAGGAAAAUAAGAUUUUAUUUUAUCAUCCAAAUGAGGUGGAAAAGAAUGAAAAGAUUAGAAAUGUCGGAUUGUGUGAAGCUAUUGUACAAUUCACAAGGACCUUUAGCCCAUCAAAACCUGCAAAAUCUUUACAUACCCAGAAGAAUAGACAGUUCUUCAAUGAACCAGAAGAACAUUUCUGGAUGGUCAUGGUUGUUCGGAAUCCUAUAAUUGAAAAACAGAGUAAAGAUGGAAAACCAGUUAUUGAAUAUCAAGAGGAAGAGUUGUUGGACAAGGUUUAUAGUUCAGUGCUACAGCAGUGCUACAGCAUGUACAAGCUUUUUAAUGGAACAUUUCUGAAAGCCAUGGAAGACGGAGGCGUCGAGCUUCUGAAAGAAAGAUUAGAGAAAUUCUUCCAUCGGGUAAGUACUUUGAAUUUCAUUUAUAACUUCAGUGAGCAUUCAGCAGAUUUUUAGAGAAAUAUGGACAGA